GUUGCCAUGGCAUCUGGACCUAUCAUGUUGGUUCCCAUAUGUUUGGUGGAAAACAAGAAUGAACAUCUGUCCGUGAACCAGAAAGCUGUAAGGAUUCUUAACAAGAUUUCUCAACCCGUGGUGGUCGUGGCCAUCGUUGGGCUGUAUCGUACAGGAAAAUCCUACUUGAUGAACUGUCUUGCAAGAGAAAAGACUGGUUUCCCUCUAGGCUCUACAGUGCAGUCUGAAACCAAGGGCAUCUGGAUGUGGUGUGUGCCUCACCCCUCUAAGCAGAACCAUACCCUGGUCCUUUUGGACACCGAGGGCCUGGGUGAUGUGGAAAAAGGCGACUCUAAGAAUGACUCGUGGAUCUUUGCCCUGGCUGUGCUUCUGAGCAGCACUUUGGUCUACAACAGCAUAAGCACCAUCAACAACGAUGCCUUGGAGAAACUGCAUUAUGUGACAGAGCUCACAGAACUCAUCAGGGCAAAGUCUUCCCCCAAACCAGAUGGAGUAAAAGGUGCCACAGAAUUCGUGAGCUUCUUUCCAGACUUUAUCUGGACUGUGCGGGAUUUUACCCUGGAGCUAAAGUUACACGGUCACCCUAUCACAGAAGAUGAGUACCUGGAGAAUGCCUUGAAGCUGAUUCCAGAUGCAAAUUCCAAAGCUAAAAAUUCCAACACAACCAGAGAGUAUAUCAAGCAUUUUUUUCCAAAACGGAAGUGUUUUGUCUUUGACCGGCCAACACAUGAAAAGGAGCUCCUAGCCUGUAUUGAGGAUAUUUUGGAAAACCAAUUAGAUCCUAAAUUCAAGGAACAAUCAAAUAAUUUCUGUUCUUAUAUCUUCACCAAGGCAAGGACAAAGACCCUCAGGGAAGGAGUCAAAGUCACUGGGAAUCGACUGGGGACUCUGGUUGUGACCUAUGUGGAUACUAUCAACAGUGGAGGGGUUCCUUGUUUGGAGAAUGCAGUGACAACUCUGGCCCAGUGUGAAAACUCAGUGGCCAUGCAGAAGGCAGCUGACCACUACAGUGAGCAGAUGGCCCAGAGAAUAAGAUUCCCCACAGACACGCUCCAGGAGCUGCUAGGUGUGCACACAGCCUGUGAGAAGGAAGCUAUUGCAGUCUUUAUGGAGCACUCCUUCAAGGAUGACCAGCAGGAGUUCCAGAAGAAGCUCAUGGAAAUCAUAAAGAAUAAGAAGGAGGGUUUCUUGCUGCAAAAUGAAGAGGCAUCUGUUAAAUACUGCCAGGCUAAACUUGAUCAACUUUCAAAGGCCUUAAUGGAAUGUAUUUUAGCAGGAACUUUCUCUGUUCCUGGAGGAUACAAGCUCUACAGGAAAGCAAAAGAAAGGAUUGAAUGGGACUAUCAGCAAGUGCCCAGGAAAGGAGUGAAGGCGAAUGAGGUCCUCCAGAGCUUCCUGCAGUCACUGGCAGCAAUAGAGGAAUCCAUCCUGCAGGCAGACAGAGCCCUCACUGAAAGAGAGAAGGCCACAGCAGUGGAGCGAGCCAGGAAGGAGGCAGCAGAGGAGGAACAGGCAUGGCUAAGGCAGCAACUGUGGGAACAGCAGCAGCAGAUGGAGGCUCAAGAGAGAAGCCUGAAGGAAAAUCUAGCCCAACUGAGAAGGAAGCUGGAGUGGGAAAGAGAGAAUGAUCUGAGAGAGCAGAGGAGGAUACUGGAGCACAUGCUGAUGAACCAAGAGGAGCUGCUUAAUGAAGGAUUUAGGAAGAAAUCUGAGGAGAUGAAUGCAGAGAUAAAUCGUCUGAGAAAUCUGAUUGAGACUACAGAAAAGGAUAAAACUCCCUGGAUUGCACGGGCCCUGAACACCCUUGCCACUGAAGCAUCUGCAAUCCUGUCUAUUCCUGCUAAAGUAGUUGGCUGGGGGCUGAAGGGCCUGAGCUCACUGAUUAAAUAG
This is a messenger RNA of Ceratotherium simum simum (southern white rhinoceros), 1890 nucleotides long. RefSeq names its product guanylate-binding protein 6-like. The record is from RefSeq and is a predicted model, not a curated record. Lineage: Eukaryota; Metazoa; Chordata; Mammalia; Perissodactyla; Rhinocerotidae. Gene Ontology annotation, molecular function: GTP binding; GTPase activity.